Molecule: messenger RNA, 1278 nt
Organism: Suillus paluster
Lineage: Eukaryota; Fungi; Basidiomycota; Agaricomycetes; Boletales; Suillaceae
Exons: 5
Coding region: 1-1278 (425 amino acids)
Source: RefSeq, a predicted model, not a curated record
AUGCAUCUCAAGAUCAUUCAGCGCCUGCAACUUGAAAACCAGUCUCUCAAGAACAAUAAUUGGAUGCUGGGCGAGAAGAACAAAGUCUUGGCAUCCAAUCAACAUAGACGUUCGAGUGCGCAAGUUCCUGACGAGCUGAAGGCCUUCAACAUUGAGCUCUCGACCUUCACUCACAAAUAUGGUGUUAUUGCUAAGAUGUUCCCACCUGAGCACCACAUUCUAAGAUUGCUAGUGCCAAACCUGAGCCCAGGUGUAUUUGCUUCUACUGGAUCACCUCCAUCGUUUCAUACCGACCUCUCAUUUUCAAUCAUUGGUACAUUGAGCACCAUCUCCAAGGUGGACGCUCCAGCGAGAUCGGCAACAAUGUCCACAGUUUUUGGUAACUGGGAACCACUCGCGAAGGCAAUUAGGAUCAUGAUGUUCAGAAAGAAUUUGCUAGACAUUCCUGGCUGGCCAUGCGCUAAGUGCAAUGCUCGAAAAUGGGGCACAAUGUCCUGCACUCCUGGCCUUCUUGCAUGGGGUUGGGUCACAUUGAUCUUCAUCCUUUCUUCCAACACUUCAUUCACGAAAGCUGGAGUUGGCGCGAAGUCUCGGCUACCAUAUGCUGCCAUGUUCACGGCUUAUAAGCAGUUGUGGGUAACCCUUUGGUGCCAGCCUCAUAUUUGCACUAUCCGCAAAAAGAUUGAUGCCUACGUCUGGCAAUCAUCCUCGACUUCCAAUAUCGCAACGUCCAAUGCUGAAGGUGAAGAUUUUACCUCUGAUCUGAUGUGUUUGGCCAUCGCAAAUGCAGGGCAUAAGGAAUCCGACGACUUUCCUGGACCUCCGACUACCGACAACAACUCUGUUAAUGACAUUCCUGGACCAGUCACGCCUACUACACCCAUGAUCGCUCCUUCAGCACCGGCCAUUGUCCCUUCAGCACCUGGACUGGCCAUUGUCCCUUCAGCACCAGCCAUCGUGGCGCUUGCCCCUGCAAAUGCUACCACCGCUCCCAAUCCUGCAACCCCCUUGCCGGCUAUUCCAGCCCCUGGACCACCUGUGGCAUCUGAGCCUGCAGGAGCAGCUGCUGCCACUGCGGCCUCUGAAGACUCUGGACCUUCAGCAAUGGCUGUUGAUUUAGAGGUUCCUGGAGUACCUGAUGAUGUACCGGUGGUAGUGAGUGCCCCAUCUUCUGGUCGUUGGGGCCGAGAAAGGAAGGCAGGGAUGCUAGCACCUAUAUCUAGUGGACCGGCAAGUGAGCAGGCUGCAGGCCAACCAAAGCGCACUCGGAAGAAGUAG